Molecule: messenger RNA, 1356 nt
Organism: Electrophorus electricus (electric eel)
Lineage: Eukaryota; Metazoa; Chordata; Actinopteri; Gymnotiformes; Gymnotidae
Gene: dimt1l
Product: DIM1 dimethyladenosine transferase 1-like (S. cerevisiae)
Biological process (GO): rRNA methylation
Cellular component (GO): nucleolus
Molecular function (GO): rRNA (adenine-N6,N6-)-dimethyltransferase activity
Source: RefSeq, a predicted model, not a curated record
UUUCCUGCGCUGUGGCUGUGUCACACGUGUCGGAGGUUUGUUUCUGCUUUCGGUGCUGGAAUAUUGGAGUGGCAUUGUUGUAGUGAUCAAAAUGCCCAAGGUGAAAGCCGAGAAGAAAUCUCGGAAACACCAAGAAGUGAAAAGUCAAGGGAUUGUGUUCAACACCGGUAUCGGUCAGCAUAUUCUGAAAAAUCCGCUGGUGGUCAACGCCAUUAUUGAGAAGGCAGCAUUAAGACCCACAGAUGUUGUGCUGGAAGUGGGACCUGGAACUGGGAACAUGACCGUGAAGCUUCUGGAGAAGGCCAAAAAAGUAGUGGCUUGUGAGUUGGACACGAGGCUCGUAGCUGAACUUCAGAAGAGAGUGCAGUGCACACCAAUGCAGACAAAGCUCCAAAUCUUAGUGGGUGAUGUUCUAAAGACAGAACUGCCAUUCUUCGAUAUCUGCGUAGCAAACCUACCCUAUCAAAUAUCAUCACCUUUCGUUUUUAAACUGCUUCUUCACAGACCUUUCUUCAGGUGUGCAGUGCUGAUGUUCCAGAGGGAGUUCGCUAUGCGGCUCGUGGCAAAACCCGGAGACAAGCUCUACUGCCGCCUGUCCAUCAACACCCAGCUGCUGGCCAGAGUGGACCACCUCAUGAAGGUGGGGAAAAACAACUUCCGGCCUCCCCCUAAAGUGGAGUCGAGUGUGGUGAGGAUAGAACCCAAGAAUCCUCCGCCACCCAUCAAUUUCCAGGAAUGGGACGGUCUGGUCAGAGUUGCAUUUGUAAGAAAAAACAAAACACUGAAUGCAGCUUUCAAGUCUUCGGCAGUUGAGCAGCUUUUGGAAAAGAACUACAGAAUUCACUGCUCUGUGCACAACUUGGAAAUCCCACAGGACUUCAGUAUUACUAAGAAGAUCGAGGCCGUCCUUCAGGAAGCUGAUUUCGGUGAGAAGCGGGCGCGCUGUAUGGACAUAGAUGACUUCUUGGUACUUCUUCAUGCAUUUAACUCAGCUGGGAUCCACUUUUCCUAAAGCAGAAGACUGUAAGCGCUAAGCCAAGCCCAGUGUAACUGGACUGAUCCAGCUGUUAAACAUCUUUUUGGUGUUUCUUCCCUUUGUGCGUUGGCAAGCACGUACUGUAUGUCAGAUGAACUUCUUUGGCUAUAAGGAUUGAGCUGGAAAAGCCACUUUCCAGAAAUGAGACCUUCACAGGGAGAUGCUGGGUGGAUGAAAAGUUCAGGAUUGCCCAGAGCUAUGAUGCAUGUGGCAUGUUGUUUCAGUAGGAAGAAACAUGUAAUGCCCGUGAUGAACACAACACAAUGAUAUCCAUGAAAAAGGCUUGUCUGUUAAAAUUAAAUUUAAUUAUUCCCUACUGA